AUGUUUCGUUUAGCGAAAAGGCGCAGUCGCAAGCCUUUUUAUUUAUUAUCUACAGUUUAUCGUCGUCGUUUAGAAAAAUUAGAAAGAGAUGCGCGUAAUAAAUUGCUACAGAAGAAUUUAAAGAUUGCUAGUGCUAGAGUCGAUUCAGACUCUGUUGAUAAAGGUCAAAUUCUUGCGGAAUCUAGUCAGCCAGGAAAUGAGGAAAUUGCAUUUUAUUCUAAUGCAUCAUCUGAUGAUAUGCAAUUUGAUGAGGCAUCAAGUUCUUCAGAUGCUGCUAAAUCUACUUCAGAUAGUGAUGAUGCAUUAGAUACUGAGCCUCAAAAUACUCGCGAUAAUUUUCAAGAACGCCUUGCUGAAGUCUUUGUAGUUCGAACACAUCCCUGUUUAUCCACAUUGCCAAAAGAUUGUAGAACGCUUUUAAAAACUCCACGGAUCACGCAUCUCACAUUUAACAUUGCAGGAGAUGAAUAUCUUCAUUUAGGGUUUGAGGCAGGAAUUCUUUUCAUUCUUGAGCAAACUUCUCCGGAUCUGAUUCCACUUGACACUUUAAUGAUAGACUUUAGUACAGAUGGUGCGACGUUAGAUGGAUGCGUAGCUUAUCGUGGUAUUCAGCAUAGACUCCGUACAGACGAAGAAUACAGAAAUAACAUUGAUGGAGAACAUCAUACUGAGUCAGAAUCUGCUCUGCAUCCUUUAGGGGUGGAAUUGCCUCAGCAUCAUCCAAGUAUCAUUCACAAUCUCCAGUAUCAUCAUCCUUGCAUGUUCCAUCACCAUCAUUCUCAUCACAACACUCAAAUAAACACAUGUCUCCUCCAUCAGCACCAUUACAACAUAGAUCCAUUGUAUCACAUUCACCUUCAAAUCAUUAUGGAUCAACUACAUCGAAUGGAAGAACGACAAAUUUCUAUAGAAAAUAAAACCGAUGAAAAUGCAAAAACUAUAAAAAGAUUAUUGAAAGAAUCUACAAUGAAGAGACCAACAAAGCCACAGGAGGUCUCAUUUAAAAUCGUGGAUGAUUUCUUGGCCUUCGAAGAAGUUGAUGAAGAGAUUAAUAAUGAUUUGGUGGGAGACUUCAUUUAUCUUGGACAAGCCAAUUCAAUAGAUUGCGCCACGGAAUAUUUUUGCAGCGUAUUUCCAGAAGACGAGGAGGUUUCAUCACACCUCAUUCUAAAUGGAAAAAGUGGACAACGAGGGGGCUGUAAAUUGCGGGACAGUCGCUUCGCUCAGGCAUGUCAAGAUGCCAUGAACUCAAACAAAUAUUUUAUUAAUCCCAACAACGUCGAAUUUUAUGACGCCCUGGAAAAGGCUUUAAAAAGUCUUAAAACCAGAAAAUGGCGUUACAAUAAGAAACGACGUCAAGAAAAUGAGGAGGACGUCCCACCAAAUCGAUGCCGCCGAAUAGACAACAAAGAUGAGAAAACUACAGAAUUUGAAGAUAUCGUGGAGACUGAGCAGGAGAUCGAUGAUGACGAAAACUUGGAGAACGAUUCACUUGGUGGCAACGAUGAACUAACAGAGACUCAACACACGGAGGAAACUGAGGAGAUUGAAGAUACGGAGGACGCUCUUUGGAAUGAGGAUAACAUCGCUGAAGAAAUCCAUGAAGAUGCUGAAAUGGAAAAUUACGUGGACGACGAUAAGAUCCAAGAGGACACAACGCGUAGACGAUAUGUAAAGCCUUGUGUCCACGAUCCGAGAAUUCAGUCCGAGAAGUUUGUAGCCAAUAAAAUAGCCGCUUUUCUGUAA
Molecule: messenger RNA, 1746 nt
Organism: Nylanderia fulva
Lineage: Eukaryota; Metazoa; Arthropoda; Insecta; Hymenoptera; Formicidae
Source: RefSeq, a predicted model, not a curated record